Balaenoptera ricei (Rice's whale) is the source of this 1095-nucleotide messenger RNA. RefSeq names its product EBP cholestenol delta-isomerase (gene EBP). The transcript is spliced from 5 exons. Gene Ontology annotation, cellular component: endoplasmic reticulum; membrane. NCBI's taxonomy places the organism in Eukaryota, Metazoa, Chordata, Mammalia, Artiodactyla, Balaenopteridae. The coding region runs from base 168 to 860 and encodes 230 amino acids. Gene Ontology annotation, molecular function: steroid Delta-isomerase activity; cholestenol delta-isomerase activity; C-8 sterol isomerase activity. The record is from RefSeq and is a predicted model, not a curated record. Gene Ontology annotation, biological process: cholesterol biosynthetic process.
ACCUGUGAGGGGUUGGGUUUGAACCAGGGAUAUUUCGGAGCCAGCGAGCGAUCCUAGAGAGACCCCGGAGCCGCUGGGAGAGGCUGGUGCAGCCGCGCUGCUGGGUUUUUCCUUUCCUUUUAUUCUCCUUUCUACAUAUCCACACACCUCCAUCAGCCUACAAAGACAUGACCACCAAUGCCAGCCCCGUGCACCCAUACUGGCCCCGGCACCUGAGGCUGGACAACUUUGUGCCUAAUGACUGCCCCACCUGGCAUCUCCUGGCUGGCCUCUUCUCCAUCUCUGGGGUCUUAGUUGUGACCACAUGGCUGUUGUCAGGUCAUGCUGCGGUCAUCCCACUGGGGACUUGGCGGAGACUGUCCCUGUGCUGGUUUGCAGUAUGUGGGUUCAUUCACUUGGUGAUUGAGGGCUGGUUCAGCCUCUACCACGAGGACCUUCUCGGAGACCAAGCCAUCUUGUCUCAACUCUGGAAAGAGUAUGCCAAGGGAGACAGCCGAUACAUCCUGAAUGAUACCUUCAUGAUAUGCAUGGAGACCGUCACAGCUUGCUUGUGGGGACCACUCAGCCUAUGGGUGGUGAUCGCCUUUCUCCGCCAGCAGCCCCUCCGCUUUGUCCUACAGCUUGUGGUCUCUGUGGGUCAGAUAUACGGGGAUGUGCUAUAUUUCCUGACAGAGCACCGUGAGGGAUUCCAGCAUGGGGAGCUGGGCCACCCGCUCUACUUCUGGUUUUACUUUGUCUUCUUGAACGCCCUGUGGCUGGUGCUGCCCGGAAUCCUCGUGCUUGAUUCUAUAAAGCAACUUGCUCGUGCCCAGAGCACGCUGGACGCCAAAGCCACAAAAGCCAAGGGCAAGCAGAACUAAUGAGUGAUGAACUGGGCUUGAACACUGGCUAUUGAGGAACUCUCCACCUGCCAGAAGAUUCCAAUUCUUGCUCUCACAGGUUGGAAGGACAAAUCGAAUUGAUCUGUCAAACUCAGGCUGAUGGGUGGACAGGGGGAAGAAAGGAGCUGUGUGGAGCUACAAAGGUACAAGAGAACCUUGGAAGUCUGUGAUGGGGACAAUUUUUUUAAAUCAGGAAAUAAAGAUCUUGACCCUA